AUGCUGGCGCUCUUCUUGAGCUCUGGCUGGCGCUUUGCAUUGCUCGCCUGGCUGGUGGCACAGGUUUUGACGACGAUGAUUUAUCUUGUCUGUCCCGAAUGCAUCAUCACGCCCUUCACGUUCAAAGCGAGCGUGUUGGGUUUCGAGGACUAUUGUCCGCUGGCACCCUGGAUGAUUGUCGCGGGAGUCGUCGGCACCGUCUCGGGCUUUCUGUCAGCUCCGUAUUUCCCCUUCCAAAAAUUCGGCGCAAGCAACUCCGGAGACAUGUGCUUCGUGGAUAUCGCUUGCAUCCAUCAAAAGGACAGCGUUUUGAAGCAACGUGGCAUCUACGGCAUCGGAGGCUUUCUGAAGUGUGCCAGAGAGCUCCGGGUCCUUUGGACCCCGCCAUACCUUUCCAGGAUGUGGUGCAUCUUCGAGCUCGCGGCCUAUCGCAAGGCCAACCCCUCUGGACGAAUCACGUUGGCACCUAUUUUCAUCGAGCACUCUGUCCACCUCGUGGCUGUAUCGCUGUGGGGCUGUGUCAUUUGCUACUGGGGGGCCUUGGCUUUCGAUCUGACGGCAGACUACGGCUAUUUCAUCGGUCUCGUGCUCCCGCUGGGCUUUGCGCUUCUCCCGGUGGCAUGCAUCGUCCACGGCCUUCGAUAUUUCUUCUGUGCCAAGCAUCGCCUCUUUCAAGACUUGCGGCGAUUCAAGCUCGAGUCUGCUGAAUGCUCAGAGGAGUUUGACGCGGUGUUUGUCCACACAGCGAUUCAAUCCUGGUAUGGAAGUACUGCAGCCUUCGAGCACUUCGUCCAGGAGACGCUUGUGCAGGAGAUCCCUGAAGUGACAAUCUCACCUGGCUACUGCCUCCUCCUGGCGACGAUACCGGUGACCGGUGCUCUGGAGGAGUGCAUGGCUGUAGCCCGGGGUGGCGCACCGACUGACGUAGUUUUGUCUUCGUUGAUUGGCCACGUCUACGGCUUGACGGUUUGCUGGGUCAUGGUGUGCUUGCAGCUGCUGUACCGCCUCUGUGACCGCUUUGCCGUGCCGUUCGAGCCGGGUUUUUGCAACUUCAUGCGGACCCUUGCUGUGUACGUCAUGGUCGCCUUGAGCUUCCUCGUCGGGGCAGUUGUCGGAGAAGUCGCGUACCGAUGCUCAGCUUCGGGCUCUUUUG
Messenger RNA from Symbiodinium necroappetens, 1153 nucleotides. The record is from the annotation of a GenBank genome assembly. NCBI's taxonomy places the organism in Eukaryota, Dinophyceae, Suessiales, Symbiodiniaceae.